Messenger RNA from Colletes gigas, 1088 nucleotides. RefSeq lists its product as uncharacterized. The transcript has 2 exons. Gene Ontology annotation, cellular component: cytoplasm. Gene Ontology annotation, molecular function: protein binding. The record is from RefSeq and is a predicted model, not a curated record. Bases 201 to 1088 code for a protein of 295 amino acids. Lineage: Eukaryota; Metazoa; Arthropoda; Insecta; Hymenoptera; Colletidae.
AAAAACAAUCAGUGAUUUCUUACAACUCCUUGAUUAAAUACAAAUUAAAUAAAUUAAAAAAAAAACAGACAUUAUAUAAAGAAAGUGUUUGAAAAGAUAUUCCUUUGUUCUCUUAAAAUUAUUUUUUUUCAUCGAAAUAAAAAAGAACCAAAAUUCGAAAAGAAAGUUGAAAAAACAAAGACAAAAGGGGAAACUAAACCAUGAGUGAAAUAACUCCACACGAAUCUACACCCACAUCGAAUGCCAUCGAUUCCAAGAUUAUGGACAUCUUGAAUCCAUCGCUACACCAUCAUGAUUUGUUGCAAAGCUACGUGCGAUCUCCGGCUGACAGCAUUUCGAAUUCGAAACAAUCCGAAGAGCUCGAAAAUUUCAAUAAAAAUCCUUCCUCUCUGGGCACCUGUCUCGCUGCAGAGUCCUCGGAGGAUGUCGACAAAGAAAGCCGUAUCAGCCACGAGCCGAAAAGAAAAGGGAACCGCAAAAAGGAACAGAAGAAUAAAUCAGAGAAAUCAUCCAUCGAGUCGGAAAUGAAUAUUCAAAAGAAAAAGAAAAAGAAACGACGGCAGGAUAAUGGCGUUCGACGCCAGGAAGAGGUGUACACCGAUAAAGAUCGGGCUGCAGCGGUAAACAUGGGUACCAGGGACAUUAAAUUGUCCUUGAAAAUGAAACAGAAACAGGAUCGGAAUCUAAAUUUGCCAGAAGAUACCGAGCCGACCGCUAUGCUGGCUUUAGGGCUACGCGAGAUGCGCAUCGGUGACAUUACAGUUGCUAUGAACUGUAUCAAUAAGGCAUUGGAUCUCGAGCCAAACGACAAGACUGCCCUAAUAGCACGAAGUAAAUGCCAUCUAUUGCUAGGGGAACCGCAGAAAGCAUUACAAGAUGCAGAAAGUGCGUUGCAACAUAAAUUGAAAAGUGUGAACAUGGCCAAAGCGAUGUAUUGUAAAGCAGAAGCCUUGUACCAUCUUAAUGAUUUUGAAAUGAGCCUCGUAUAUUAUUAUCGUGGCAUGAGAAUUCGUCCGGAAUAUGGACAUUUUCGUCUCGGUGUUCAAAAGGCGAAGGACGCGAUAAAAAAUGUGUUGCGCAAAAAUUGA